Messenger RNA from Pogoniulus pusillus (Red-fronted tinkerbird), 2470 nucleotides. RefSeq names its product inositol 1,4,5-trisphosphate receptor-interacting protein-like 1. The transcript is spliced from 3 exons. Gene Ontology annotation, cellular component: membrane. NCBI's taxonomy places the organism in Eukaryota, Metazoa, Chordata, Aves, Piciformes, Lybiidae. The coding region runs from base 345 to 1340 and encodes 331 amino acids. The record is from RefSeq and is a predicted model, not a curated record.
GAGCUGCUGGCCUUCCUGCUGGCAGGACUGGCAAGCCAGCCUCUUUUCUCCCUUUGUUUGGCUCUCCAGAGGGAGCCCCCAUCUGCUGCCAAAGGGGCAGUAAACCGAAUGUUUGCUGUGCAAUCAAGACCUGUUCGGGCCUAAGGGGAGACGAUGGUGGGGGAGGGGAAAAGGAGCACUGGCUGCAGGCAUUCAGUGAGCCAGCAGCAGCAGUGACGAUGUUGCCUUGGUGGCGGUGACACAACAAUGGGAGUCACAGAGGUCACAAUGGGAGCUGCGCCUAUAAAUGCAGCAGCCAGGGAGCCCCACUGCUAUUGGAUCUGCGUGACAGCCACCUCCAGGCCAUGUCUGCAGCAAUCCUUCUACUUCUGGCCGUUCUGGCCAGCCAGUGUGGGUUGAAUCACCACGAGCAGGUAGAUGUGUCUGCAUCUGCGCGCAUGAAGCAGCAUGAGGAGUAUAUGGAGCAGCAGAUGACUCGACUGCUGCAGGAGAUUGAGAACAUCGGCAGCCCGAGGAAAGUUACACUCCUUUCCGUCUUGGCGUCCUGGCAGUUUCGAGUGGUUGCAACACUAGCCGCCAUGGUGGGCGCUUGGUGGAAUUGGAAGCGGAAUCUUGACCCUGAGGACUGCAGUGACUUGGACAGCUCCAGCAGCACAGAGAACGAGGAGGAGGAGAGAGCCACCAACAGUGCACACCGUAGUACUGAAUCUCUGCUGGUCACCCCAUCGCCAAUGGAAGAUGUGCAGGACACGCAGAGGAUGCUGGAGGCACUGUUUGAUGACCUCCUUGGUGUUUGCCGAGUGCUUUGCAGGAAGACUUUCAUGCCGCAGAUGGAGCCAGCCAAAGCUAGGUCUGGCACCUCUGAAUCUUGGGAUGUCCAGGAGAACAGCAUCACCUAUUUCCUGGACGUGUCUCUGCGGCCACCCCACGGGCACACUUUCAGCCUGGAGCCAGACACCACAGGGCAGAUGCCAGGGAGGUCUGCGAAGGUCCGUGUGGGGCUGGAGUGCAUGUGCUCAAGGGAGCAGCUGCUGGGGGACACAGUGUGCUUUCUCCACCACUCCAGCAACAGCCUGCCGAGGCACCAGGGCUCGUACCUCCUGUGCAACCUCUGCACACGCAGCUGCUUGGACCUGGAGAAAGUGUCCUGCUGGGUGCAACACCUCGUGAGCUCAGCCUGGCUGCUUUUGCCUCAGUCCUACCACUGGCAGCUAAAGGUUUUGCCCUCCUCCACAUCCUGCGUGUUCAAGCUGACAGGCAUCUCCAAGAUGGACAUCUGCACUGAGCUCUCCUUUGCAGUGCAGCUGGACAGCACGGGUGCCUCCCUGGUCCUUCAAUAGCCAGAGGCCACAGUGCAUGGCUGUUGAGCUGUGCACUUGUUGAGACGCAGCUUUUCAGAGUCACGGGACAGCUGUGGAAUCUGUGCCAGAGAUCUGAGGAAACCAGGCAUGGAGAAGACAGCGUUCAGAAGCAGCUGAGCAUAAUUGGACCUUGGAGUAUCUCUGCUGGCCCAGCUGAAGACAGCGAUGGAACCCUGGCCGCAGGCAUGGCAUCUGCACCAGAGAACCAGCACGCAUACACAAAGAGAAAUGCACAAGAAAAUCAGCUUGCCUCCUGAGGGAUGAUGAUGAACCAGGGGCCAUCCCGAGACAGGUAAAAAGUAUUUCAACGCCCAUCAAGGUGAGUACACAUCAACUGUCUCCUCUGAUACUGGGGUAGCUGGACAAAUUGCUUGGAAUUAAACAGUGGAACUUAACAGCUGGGAUCACUGUCUAGAAAAGGGGGAAAUGAACAUGCAGCUGCUUAGACCUGGAGAAAGCUGCCUGGUGGGUGAGCUCAGCCUGGCUGCUUUUGCCUCAGUCCUAUCACUGGCAGCUAAAGGUGUUGCCCUCCUCCAAAUCCUGUGUAUUCAAGCUGACAGGCAUCUCCAAGAUGGACAUCUGCACUGAGCUCUCCUUUGCAGUGCUGCUGGACAGCACAGGUGCCUCCCUGGUCCUUCAAUAGCCAGAGGCCAUCUUUACAGCCACAGAGCAUGGCUGUUGAGCUGUGCACUUGUUGAGACACAGCUUUUCAGAGUCACGGUAAGGCACGUCCAGCAAGGACGGCGUCCUCCUCAGAGGUGGUCACAGGCUUCUGCCUCCCAGCCUGUGAUCCUUAGGACCUUGUGUCAUACCGGAGGCAAUGAGCUUGGACACCAGAACUCAGAAUCUGCUCUUCCUAGGGACAGCUGUGGAAUCUGUGCCAGAGAUCUGAGGAAACCAGGCAUGGAGAAGACAGCGUUCAGAAGCAGCUGAGCAUAAUUGGACCUUGGAGUAUCUCCGCUGGCCCAGCUGAAGACAGCGUUGGAACCGAAGCUCCUGUUAGCCCCUAUAAUUGGCUGGGACCAGCCAUCCUGUUAGAAAUAACUGAUCCCCUCUUGGACCUUUAAACAGUUUAAAGAUGACAAUAAAUGAUCUUGCUUGAACUGAGA